AUGAACUACAUCUCCGCCACCUCCUCUUCCAACAAUUCCGCAGCACCUUCUCAAAAUUCCAACAUUUUCGCUUCUCGGUCAACUCUCUUCAGAAAUCGACUCACUCCCAUUCAAACCAAUAAUCAGCUCAUUCCCAGUAAUGUUUCUACACCAAGUGCUGGUUUUCAUCAUGUUCAGCGUUCGCCUCUCGUCGUGAUGAGUGGAGUUGGUUCUCAAAGCAAUCUUGGAAGUGGUGGUGGUGGUUACAACAACAAUUAUCAGAAUAAUCCUCUUAAUAAUAAUAACGUCAACAAUGGUAUGGUAAUUAGUUCUGCAACCACGACACCAUCAUCGACAAGAGUUUCACAACAACAACAACAACAGCAGCAUCAGUACGUGUUUGACAACAAUGGAACAGCGAAUUCCUCUUACUACAAGAAUGGACACUCCCAUUCGAGUAAUAACUUGCAACAAUUAUCGACACCAUCUUCCGCCUCAUCCUCUUCCAUGUACAUCUCUCAGCAACAAGUGAACGCUCUUCCUCAACCUCUCAAUUAUACCAGCUAUUCCAAUAAUUACUAUUACUAUCCUUCAUCCAAUCUUCAGAGUCCUCCAACUUCAUCCUCUUCUCCUUUUGCUCAACAACAACCACCACCACAAGCCUUAUUAAAAAAUAAUAAUAACAACCAGACUCCUCCCUCACAGCCUUAUUCGUCCUCUUCACAGGUUGGUGGAACAAGGUACUCGUAUUACGCUAUAACGACCACCUCUCCUCCUUCCACGAGCUCGGCCGGUACAUCUCUGUUGAAUCAUUACAAUCAUCAGGGAUAUUUGGAGAGUGGAACGACGAUUGGGAAAGGCAAUUCCUCUCAUCAUCAUUAUCACUCUCAUCACAACGGAAAUAAUAGUAAUAGCACUAGAAAUUUGCAGGUAUUAACGGUUCCUGGAUACAUGAGGCCUCGGAGUGGAUUAAGUGAUUUAAGGUCAUCCGUGGAUACGAGCUUCACAGGAUUUACUGAAAUUGAGGAAGAUAUUGAGUAUGUGGACAAUUUGAGCCCACAUGGUGGAUAUUUAACACCCGAUGAAUCGUCUGUAAAUAGCACAAGACAACUUUCGCCAUUAACGGACGAUAGUGAUGAUAUUAUCGAGAAUAUUGACACUAUUGAGUCCUCUUCGAGAGACACUCCCUCAAGUUCUUCGUCUCCUCUCAGGCAGCACAAUCUGACAAUGAUCUCUCCACAGAGCCCUUCACCCAACUCAAAACAGCAAACACAGUACUUUCAAAAACACCAAAACCAACCACAGAAUCCACAUGCAACAAACUACUCCAAGAGGCCACCGACUUUGAAUAAGAGUGACAUUUUGCAAACGAACAACUUUAGCUGUCCCAACACAGAAAUUUCAACAUCUCCUGUAUCAAGGUCCCAACACGUCACCAAUCGAUCAACAUCUCCCAUUAAUCAUACGCCGAGCAGUACACUAGGAAGUGGAACUUUCUUUGUUCCUUCCAAUUCCUAUCAGCAACAAAAUGUAAAUAGUAAUACAUCCUCUGCUCAAAGCACAACCUCCAGCAACAUGUCUAUUCACACCUUUAGCUCACAACCUUCACCUUCUCAUCAUUUGUAUUUUAAGAACAAAAAGACGAAUAAUUCCAAUCCACCACAACCACAUCCACAGCAAACACAACAACAGCCGUCACAAUUAAGGGUUAGAACUCCCACAACCAUUAUGGUUAACGACCUUCCAUUGAAUGAAAGUAGUGGCCACAACAAAAAUGGAAAUGCACCACAUCCUUCAUCUAGCAACGUCAACAGCGGAAACGGAGUGCCAAGUGCUGUUACACAAAACAAACAAGCUUCGUCCCUCCACUCGAAACAAUUGCCACCAAUGAAGUCAGAGGACACUGCCAAACCAAGUCACUCACCCAACAGUCCCAAACUUCCCAAAACAUCUGGUACAUACUCUGCACCGACUCCAACGGAAAACCACACAAAAAAUCCCACCUCCGAUGCCGAAAAGAAACCUAAAAAGAAGCACAAGCAAAAAAAGCUACAAAUUAUUAAGAAUUAUAAGAAGGGAGACUUCAUUGGCAGUGGCGCGAAUGGAAGGGUGUUUCUAGGUUACAAUGUCGACGAUGGCAAGUUCUUUGCUAUUAAGGAGUGUACUUUCGAGAAUGUCCAAGGGGAUGUACUGGAAACUAAAUUGGAAAAUAUACAGCGAGAAAUCAAUCUCAUGAAGGGACUUAGACAUGAAAAUAUAGUUCAAUACUAUGGAGCUGAGGUGAAUGGUACGACCUUAAACAUUUUCCUCGAGUUUGUUCCAGGCGGCUCAGUUUCGUCUUUGUUGAGAAGAUAUGGUAGAUUAUCCGAAGAUGUGACGCGUCAAUAUACCAUUCAAAUGCUCAAGGGUCUUAAAUAUUUGCAUGAUAAUAGAAUUGUUCAUAGAGAUAUUAAGGGAGCUAACAUUUUAGUGAGUGUCGAAGGAAAGAUCAAAUUGGCAGACUUUGGGGCUUCACGUAAAAUACAAGAUAUCAUGACACACUCAUCUGAGUUUAAAUCCUUAACUGGUACACCACAUUUCAUGGCACCUGAGGUGAUCAUGCAAACAGGACAUGGGCGACCUGCCGAUAUUUGGAGUAUUGGUUGUACCAUUGUUGAAAUGUAUACGGGAAGACCUCCUUUCUCCGAGUACACAACUGCCGCGGCUGUGAUGUUUCAUAUUGCAGCCUCAACAGAAAUGCCUUCAUUUCCUGAUUUUGUCUCUGAGGGAUGUAAGAAAUUCCUUGCUCGAUGUUUUAUAAGAGACCCAAAUAAGAGAGCCACGGUCGAUGAUCUUCUUAAUGACCCAUGGAUUACUCAAGCAGAGUCGACGAGUGAUGACGAAUCAGUAGCCACUCCAACCGAGCAGUAUUCUUCAUUCUCUUCUCACAAUAGUGGAGGUGCACCCAUUAUAGAAGAUAGUACAUCUUUGUCUGGUUCCUUUUCUCCUUACGUUGACUUCAAUAACGAAGAUGAGUCCUUUUUCGCUCCUCAAGUGGAUAUGUCAUCCAAAAUUUCUCAAGACAUGAAGGGUGGUGAAAAACAACCAUUGGGUGUUGUGGAAGCUAAAAAGGGUUACAACAGCAAGAAGGAUAUCAGCCAAUUCUUGAGGAAAAAUUCCAUGUGGCAAUCUCGUUCUUUCAACUCAUCUGCGUGGGACAUGUUCAAAGGUGACAAUCCUGAUGAAAUACCUCCCAGCUUUGACGUGCGGAGAGUGGAGAGCUCAGACAGCUCCUCAGACUUUGAAGACGAAGGAGAGAUUACCAAUUACUUUGACGAAAGUUUUUCUUCCAUUACCAAUAACUAUGAUCACUCUGAACUUAAGGUUGGAAAAGAAUUUGAUGGAUUCAGCUCGCUCAGAACAGAGUAUGACGUCAAUGAUGCUGUUGUCAAUACCUCACCUUUGAACACCAUUGACGAGAAACCACAAGAGCAAAAACCACUAGAGAAAAAGAAAAAGGAUCGCCUUCGAAAGGUCCGUCGAAAGCUCGAUGAAGAGCUACGAAAAGAAGCAAGCACAGAAUUGCCACCACCUACCCAACUAGUGACUGACAGCUCUCCCAAGAAGGACAAGAAGAAAACUCAAAAAAAGAAACCUGUUGGAUCACAGCAGAGCACGACCUCACAAAUACCUCCACCCAUCAAACCUAUUGAGCAAGAUUCUCUCGACUCUGACUUAUUUCCAGUGAUUGAAAUUCCAAAGAAGACCCAUUAUCAAGUUGAAAGGGAAAGAAAUGAAAUUAUGUUGGAGGAAGAAAAGAAAAUUCAGCAAAUGGAACAAGAACUCUCCAGAAUCGCCCAUUUAGAUCAUGAUGUGUUCCCAUUCCAGAAUCAGCAGCAGCAACAGCCAAUCAUCAACAUUAAGCUCGAAUCCCCAAGAAAAAUUCCACCAAUUCCUCAAACCUCCCAUUCCAAAAGCAAAUCUCAGCAAACUCCUCGAGAACGACCUCGAAUUAAAUCCGCUCCAAUUAAGAGAAUUAGUUCUGACGAGCUGAACGACACAAUCUCUCCCAUCACUCAACUCGGAAAAGCCGUCUCGCCCACAAAAUCACCAGGAGCACUUAAGCCAAUUCAAGUCAAAGAGUAUCGAUAG
Naegleria fowleri is the source of this 4110-nucleotide messenger RNA. RefSeq lists its product as uncharacterized. Bases 1 to 4110 code for a protein of 1369 amino acids. Gene Ontology annotation, molecular function: protein kinase activity; ATP binding. The transcript is spliced from 3 exons. NCBI's taxonomy places the organism in Eukaryota, Heterolobosea, Eutetramitea, Acrasida, Naegleriidae. Gene Ontology annotation, biological process: protein phosphorylation. The record is from RefSeq and is a predicted model, not a curated record.